AUGACUUUGCUUGAAUAAAUGGCUGAUGAGGAGCUAAGAGAAUAGGAAAUGUAUAGCAAUGCUGUCGGCUACGAUUUAAAUGAUCUUGACAAGCUCAUGAACUACUAAAGUUCCUCUGAAGAUGAAAAGGAAAGUAGUAAAUAGAAAAGUAAAGCUUCCAAUGAAAUUGAUAAUGAUAUUUACAAUGAAAUAGCUGCUUGCGAAGAUGAUGUCCAAAGUCAGUCACAUGUUUCUUCUCACCUCUCUUUACAAGACAUUGAUUCUAACUUAUUGAAAAAUGAGAGUUAAAUGGUCACACCUGCUAAAAAUAAUAACGGAACUCUCGUUUGUACAGCAAUAUAAAUGGAUGAUGAAAAGAAAUCGUCAUAAUUAACAUUUACUAAGAAGAUUAAGCCUAAGACUAUUGGAAAUAAAAACAAGUUUGAGGAUUCAGAUGAUGAUCCGGCUAAAUAAAAACACAAAAAUUUAUUGAAAAAGAUUAAAAAAUCUCGAUUAAAUGUAGACUUAAACGCCAUUGUUCAGUUUUUCUAUUCAGGAAGGUCACUUAGGAAUAACUUCUCUGAUAGGUUUGAUGAAAUAGAAUAGGAAUUUAUUUGUCUUAAUAAAUUUAGCCCUCAAAUUCUAGAUUAAUGUGGCUACACCACUACCCUCAAAAGCGAUCUCUAACUUCCUGGGAUAAACUUUAGAAAGAUCUAUGAAAAUUAGGAUAUUUUAUGCAAAAUAUUUGGCAAAUCCCUAAAGAUAGAAGUCUAAAAAUUCCCCAAAAAUCUUAUUUAAAUUAAAAGACAUGUCUAUGCAAUAGAUUCUAAGAUAGAUUUUGAUGAACUAUGGAAUUAGCAAGACAAGUUGUAGGACUCUGAAAUAUUUGACUAACUUUAUCAUAUUUUGCUUAAGUAUAUGAAGCAGUAUAAGAGUAAUGUUGAGGAUAUUGUUGAUAUCUUCAUUAAAGUUAAUGGAGAUUUAGAGUCUAUGAAGAGUUUGCUAGAGGGUAAAAGAGUGACUGAAUGGUCAGGGAUAGAGGAUUUAUCUUUAGCUAAGGAUAUUAAAAGUCAUGAGUAUUAAGUACUAGUAUAAACUAAAGGUAUUACUGAAAUUGAAAAAAGAAAAGCUUUUCUUUCAGAUUAAUUCGCUUAAUCUACUUUCUGA
This is a messenger RNA of Stylonychia lemnae, 1146 nucleotides long. Lineage: Eukaryota; Ciliophora; Spirotrichea; Sporadotrichida; Oxytrichidae. The record is from the annotation of a GenBank genome assembly.